AUGUUAAAGACCCGUUCACUUCUACGAAGCGAAAUUACAUAUAGUGCUGCAAAGGAUAACGACGCUAAUAUUCUCCACGAGCUAGGCUACCGAGACCAAAAGAUCCGAUUUUUUACCCAUCUUUACCGGAAUCGAGAGCUGAUCAAGUCGCUCGUUGCCCGUCAUCUCUGCCUUGGGUCUCAAGAUCUGUGUCAUGUUGUCGAUGUGGAGGACUGGAUACACGGAAGCUUUAAUGUUUGUAUUCGGGUUGAUAUUUUUGGCUCAACAGGAGUGGUCGGGAGGCAGGUCAUGAUUCGAUUUCCCCUGCCGUAUCGGAUUGGGGAGAAUUGUUGCCCGGGCAAUGCCGAUGAAAAAGUCCGUUGUGAAGCCGCACGGACCGAUAUGCAAAGCAACCACGCCAAGCCAUUACAGGCAUAUAUGCACGAGAGCACCGAGUUAGAGCGUCACGUCGAGCCAUACCAGCGGAUAUUGAUGUUUUUUGCCCGCACGCAAGCCCCCCAUGAGUGGAACAGUCCCAUAUACCGGUUCAAACGCCGACAGCGUAUGACGCAUUAUGGCGGGCCGCCGAGGGUCGUACCGGGCCGUCCCGAGCCGAUCCCGAGCGAGGACCCCGACGACCAGGCCAACCGGUUAGAGCCCGUCGAAGCAAGGUGUAUGGAUUUCGUGAUCGAAUUAUUGAACCAACAGACCUAG
Molecule: messenger RNA, 693 nt
Organism: Penicillium samsonianum
Lineage: Eukaryota; Fungi; Ascomycota; Eurotiomycetes; Eurotiales; Aspergillaceae
Exons: 1
Coding region: 1-693 (230 amino acids)
Source: RefSeq, a predicted model, not a curated record